UCGGGUGUGGGUCCCCUGGAGCCAUGGAGGGCAAGCUCCUCGGGGAGGACGCGCUGCUGCGGCAGCUCCGGGACAGCCGCCGCCGCUUCCAGAAGCACAUGCAGCAGCUGAUAGAAAAGUACAACCAGCCCUUCGAGGAUGCCCCGCUGGUGCAGAUGUCCACGCUGACCUAUGAGACACCUCAGGGCUUGAGAAUUUGGGGUGGAGGACUAGUCAAGGAGAAAAACAAAGAACAAAUCCAGGUAUUUAAUGUCCAGUUUUCUUGCCUCCACGCGCUGCCCAGGAGCGGUGGUGACCCUGCAGAAGCCGAAGCCCGAGGUCUGGCGCCCCCCGAGCCCAGCACGCAAGUCCUGGGAGUGGAUUCAAAAAGCAACGACGAUGGGUCUUUAUUUCAGGAAGAUGUGGUUGCUGGGGCCUUCCUGCAGCCUGCAGCGCCUUGGAGCCCUUUGAAAACUGAGUUAAGAAGGAAAUACCUGACGCAGGUGGACGUCCUGCUGCAGGACGCAGGGUGCUCAGAGCGCACUGAUGACGGAGAUGGAGAGGACACGCGCGUGACACUGACGGCUCCCCUGGCCUCUCCUGCCAGGCCCGCCCCUGGAGCCCCUGGCGGUGUGGCCGGAGAGCGUCCUGGCGGCCCAGGGAAGCCGGCUCCACGCCCCUGCUCCACAGACCUGGCCCUGGUGCCUCUAAGUGACAGUGUCUCGUCACAGGGGCCCGGGGGGCACAGCUUCUCGGGCAGCCUGUCCUUGGAGCCCGACGGCCUCGGCGACGUGACCAUCAGCGACCUGUACGCGGGCAUGCUGCACUCGAUGAGCCGCCUGCUGAGCGCGAGGCCGGCCUGCGUCAUCGCCACCAAAACCUCGUUCGUGGCUCACGGCUGGCGCUCGAGCCGGCGCUCCCGGAGCAGAGCGAACAGGACCCGCGGCCCGGGCAGCGGGCAUGCUCGGAGGGGCUCCCGGGAGAGGCCCCCCGGCCGCGCCGAGCCGCCCAAGGAGGCGAAAGUGUUGAGAGACUGUGAGAACACGCUGGAUGCUUCUGGCCAGAAGACGGGUGUAAAACUGGAGAAAGCUUUUCUGGAAGUCAGCACAGCCCGAGCCCUUGAAUGGGACCCGAGCUGGGAAGAGCUUAAGGGGUUCAGGAGUCUAACACCCCAGAGGCCUUCUUUGUUGACCUACGGAGACUCCAGCCCAGGGCGGCAUCUCAAUCCAAAACAUAGAUAUAAGGCCUUAAAGUGGUUAAUUUCUCCCGUAAAACUCGUGUCCAGACCAAGAACCCUGCCAGGCAAGGGAGGGCAUCAUUACAGGGAGAUUGAAAUCAAAUUUGACAGGCUUCAUCAGGAGUACUGCCUCAGUCCCCGGAAACAGCCCUUCCUGACCUCCCACCCAGGGUCCUGGGCCGUGGACGUGUACAGGGGCGGCCCCCGCGGCUUAGAAGCCCGCAGGCUCAGUGGAACUUUCGGCACAACAGAAGCUAAGGGGUUGAACGAGGCCUUGGAGCAGCUGGGUGAACGAGCCCCGGGAGCAGGGCGAUGCCCACAGGAAAGGGGUGCCCCUCCGCCGCUUUCAGGGACCAGCCCCGUGCAGAGCCCAGGCUGCUCGCCGCGGACACUUCCUCCCCAAGGGAACAGUCUCGGAAUACUUGGCAAGCCCGUGUCGCCCAGCAAAGCCCCUUCCGUGGCAGGGGCACAGCCUCGAAGCUGCGGCGGAGAUCGGUACAGGGAAAUAAAAGAACAGUUUGACCAGCUUCAUCAAAAGUAUUGCCCCAAGUCACCUCCGCGGACGAAGGCCCUUGUACGUAUCGGAGCACCUCCAGAUAAAGCAAGUGGGGAACUUCCAUAUCGCAAAGGCACCGUGGGAAGAUUAAACCCAGACGCCGGCUUCCGAGGGCCCCCCAAGCCGUGGGCAUCACCCCCGCACAGCAUAGAGCGCCCGCUGUGCGUACCCGCCGCUGAGGCUCAGCCGUUAGCGUGCUUCGUGCUCACUGCCGGCAGGGGCCACCCGUCCCCUCCAAAGAGACGCCGAUUGUCAGAGUCUGAGCUGUGUAGACAGUGGGCCGGUUCCCAGGAUUCCCCGAGAGAGGCAGGCCAGCCCAACCCUGAGGCCGGGGAGAGGCCGGCCCCUCACAGCCCAGCUGAGCAAAGAAGGAAAGAAAACCACAUCCUUGAAGAUGGAAGAGAAAAGUGAUUUUAUGUUAGAAAACCUCAAAGCUGGAGAUGCAGAUAGCCAACUUAUUUUAGAGUUUUGUUCCUCUUUGCGCUUACUCUCUAUGCGGGGUGUUCUUUUUAAUCCUCAAGAAUAUGUGAAAAUUGGCUUUACUUCCCUGCCCUUCAAAGCAAAUUCCCGGGAAAUUGGUCCCCUUUGAAGGGACUCUUGAGUUCUUGGUAUAGAAAUUAUUUGAAUAAAGUUGCUCAAGUAACAGUU
Suricata suricatta (meerkat) is the source of this 2420-nucleotide messenger RNA. RefSeq names its product Holliday junction recognition protein (gene HJURP). The transcript has 9 exons. Gene Ontology annotation, biological process: CENP-A containing chromatin assembly. The record is from RefSeq and is a predicted model, not a curated record. Lineage: Eukaryota; Metazoa; Chordata; Mammalia; Carnivora; Herpestidae. Gene Ontology annotation, cellular component: chromosome, centromeric region. Gene Ontology annotation, molecular function: histone binding. Bases 24 to 2183 code for a protein of 719 amino acids.